Molecule: messenger RNA, 1969 nt
Organism: Musca domestica (house fly)
Lineage: Eukaryota; Metazoa; Arthropoda; Insecta; Diptera; Muscidae
Product: glutathione synthetase
Exons: 10
Coding region: 350-1852 (500 amino acids)
Biological process (GO): glutathione biosynthetic process
Cellular component (GO): cytosol
Molecular function (GO): glutathione synthase activity; glutathione binding; ATP binding
Source: RefSeq, a predicted model, not a curated record
UAUCAAAAUAUUUAUUUCUCACACUGCCUGAUGAAAGGGUUCUUUUUCUGAUUUAUUUUAUUCGUUGAGUUGAGUUCAGGUAGUUUGUUUUAAAUUACAUUAAAAUAUCAUAGAGUGCAUAGUGCAUUUUCUGAUUCAAUUAAUAAACAUUGCAAUUUAAGGCAUUCUUUAAUUGCAAAAUAUUGAGAAAAUCCAACAAGUGUUAAAUUUGGGGUGGAAAACAUAGCCGUAAUUGUGAAAUUUUUACGGGAGCGAUAAUCACACUUCACAACCCCCUCGGUCGUGUGAAAGGGGUUAGGUUAUAAAACUAGGUGCUGCAAGGACGAGGAAACACCAUUAAUUAACCAACAUGGCUGAACAUCCCACAACACUGGAAGAAUGCAUUGCAUUGCCACUGAAGGAACCGGAAUUGUUGGAGGUCACAGAAAAGGCCAAAGAUUGGGCCAUAAUGCAUGGUGCUGCCAUGAGAUCUAAAACUAAUUUUAGUCCUGACUCAUUGAAUUUUGCUCCAUUCUUAUUGACACCAUCAUCUUUUCCCCGCAAAGAAUUCGAAAAAGCUGUGGCUUUGCAAACAAUUAUUAAUCGUCUGAUGCACAAUGUGGCUCAUGAUGAAGAGUUCCUAACAACAACACUGGCCGAAACCAUUAAAGUUGAUGAAUUCACAGCGAAUUUGUUUAAUGUCUACAAAAAGGUUUUGGCAAGUGGUUUUGGACAGCGCAUAUCGUUGGGUAUUUUACGAAGUGAUUUGAUGUUGGAAUCGAGCUGUAAAGACUUAUUAAAUGAAAAUGGAAGCAAUAAAGAAGAGAAUGAAAAACCCUGUGCCUACUGUUGCUGGAAACAAGUUGAAAUUAAUACAAUCGCAUCUGGUUUUGGUCAUUUAGGACCGGCCAGCAAAGCCAUACAAAGCUUUGUCUUGACCGAACUGGACCAAGCGGAAAAAUUGAAAAAUAUGCCCGAUAACCAGGCCCUGGCUGGCAUUUGUGGUGGCAUGAUUCGUGCUUGGGAAAUCUAUAAUAAUCCAAAGGCCGUCAUUAUGUUCAUUGUGGAAGAUGUCACCUAUAACAUAUGCGAUCAGCGCUUCCAUGAGUUUUAUAUUCGUGAAAAAUAUCCACACAUCAAAGUUAUACGUCGGACGCUUACCGAGGUUCAUGAUACUGGAAAACUUGGCCUGGCCAAGGAAUUGCUUAUAGGAGAUCUGGAGGUAGCUGUAAUUUAUUUCCGUGCCGGCUAUGAACCUGGCCACUAUCAUUCGCACAAUGAAUGGGAUGCCCGUUACUUAAUGGAAAGUUCCACGGCCAUUAAAUGCCCCUCAAUACAUUACCAUUUGGCGGGAACGAAAAAGGUGCAACAGGCGCUGGCCCAACCCGAAAUGUUGGAAAGGUUUAUAAGUGAUCCAGAGGAAAUCAAGGCAAUUGGUAAAAUAUUUACGGGUCUCUAUUCAUUGGAUGACAAUGAUGUGGGAAAUAAAACCUUUGAAAUGGCUCUCAAAGAACCGGAACGCUUUGUUCUGAAACCUCAGCGGGAGGGUGGUGGCAAUAAUGUUUAUGGCUUGGAUAUACCGGAUGCGUUGAGGAAAAUGUCUCGCGUUGAACGUUCCGCCUGGAUUCUAAUGGACUUGAUUAAACCACCCAUAUCCAAGGGCUAUAUGGUCAGACCUGGCGGUACAAUGCCUCCUCCCCUGGUUGAAGUCGUCUCGGAAUUGGGUAUUUUUGGUGUGGUCAUUGGUGAUGUGGAUAAUAUCAUCUGUAAUUAUCAAGCUGGCCAUAUGUUGCGCACCAAAGUUGCCACGGCCAAUGAAGGUGGUGUUGCCGCUGGCCUCGGUGCCCUGGACAGUCCGUAUUUGGUUGAUUGAUAAUUCCAUUUUAUUACUUUCUAUUUUUUGUUAUAUUUUUUAUAAAUAAUCAAUUAUUUUUGUAAAAUUCUUUUAUAGUAAGAAGAAGAAAAAUACGAAAUAUAUAUAAUGCUCUAA